AUGUCUUGCUACGACCUGUGCUCCACCUCCGCCUGCGGCGUCUACCGUCCCCAGCCCCUCGCUGACAGCUGCAACGAGCCAUGUGUCCGUCAGUGCCCUGACUCCACGACUGUGAUCCAGCCGCCUCCAGUCGUCGUCACCUUCCCCGGCCCCAUCCUCAGCUCUUUCCCCCAGGAUUCGGUUGUGGGAUCCUCUGGAGCACCCGUCCUUGGGGGCUAUGGGGGUUACGGCUCCCUGGGCUAUGGGGGUCUGUAUGGCUACAGGGGCUAUGGCUAUGGUGGCUAUGGCUCCUCCCUGGGCUAUGGGGGUCUGUAUGGCUAUGGGGGCUCCCUGGGCUACGGGGGUCUGUAUGGCUACGGUAGACCCUAUGCUUCUGGCUAUUACAACCCUUACUCCUACUGGAACAACAGGUACGGCCGUGGCAGCUGCUGGCCCUGCUAA
Molecule: messenger RNA, 441 nt
Organism: Gavia stellata (red-throated loon)
Lineage: Eukaryota; Metazoa; Chordata; Aves; Gaviiformes; Gaviidae
Product: scale keratin-like
Exons: 1
Coding region: 1-441 (146 amino acids)
Cellular component (GO): intermediate filament
Molecular function (GO): structural constituent of cytoskeleton
Source: RefSeq, a predicted model, not a curated record